This is a messenger RNA of Serpula lacrymans var. lacrymans S7.9, 1309 nucleotides long. RefSeq lists its product as uncharacterized. The record is from RefSeq and is a predicted model, not a curated record. The transcript has 5 exons. Bases 274 to 1134 code for a protein of 286 amino acids. NCBI's taxonomy places the organism in Eukaryota, Fungi, Basidiomycota, Agaricomycetes, Boletales, Serpulaceae.
GACGAACAUGAAUUUCACCUUCCCUCUUGUAAACAGACUUGAGUGCAGUAGUACUAUGAUGGUGCUUUUUGACACUUCUCAUAUAUUAUGGAGUUGCGGUAGGUAUCCGACACAUAUACAUGUUUUGUGACAUAGCCCCCGUUUGAUCUUCCGCAGUGACAACUGCGCGCUGCGCAUCGUAGCAUCUUUAAAACACAUGGCACAUAUGAUUCGUGAAAACGCGCUGUGCAAAUUUCUAAUAGUCUCUGCUCUGCGUAGCGUUGGCUUACAAAAAUGAUUAUAGAGAAGGAUGACCUUCGCAAGCAGCCAACUUCCGCUAUGAGUGAAGGGUCCCCACCCCCUUACCGGGACCGUGAAAAUAACGAUAAUGCGUCACUGUCUGCCCUGUCAUAUUCAAGUUCUGAUCACGGACCUCGUAAAAUGCCACCCGCACCACCGUACCCUGAAUCCGCCAAUGUCCAGACCAUAAGCAAGAUAUCAAUUCAUAAACGUCGCCAACCAAUAUCCGGAACAUAUUGUAUCAGCUCCGAUGUUCCAGGAGAUGACAAGGCGCUUUCUCAGGGUGGCAUGGGCAAUGGAUUUAGCAAGAAGCUGGGGCCAAGGCUCAACUGGUUUACAACCCCAGAUGCUUCUUUUAGAACCCGAUACGGCGCGAUUUAUCUGGAUUUAUCAACAGGACCUUCUACGCAUGAUGUUAGGUCUACAGUCAACGUGAACAACCGCCUUGGCAACGUAGCGAUUGACGUCUCAUAUAUAGAUCCUACCAACCACUUGAACCUCGAUGCUUACUCUCGGAGAGGGAAUAUUACUGUUCUGCUUCCCAGGAAUUAUUGCGGUUCUGUUCAACUCUCUUGCAGUACAGGUGGAUAUACCAUCUUGCCGGAAGUAGCGAAUGCAACGCGCAUCAUGCAAGGCAACGGGGGCAAGGUGUUCAUUCAUAUUGGAAAGAACAGCUAUUUAGGAUCUGACAAUGGUUCUACAAUGGAUCAUUGUCGACUGUCGGCGAAAUUCGGACGAAUUACGCUAGGAUUUAGUGGCAGCAGUGCCGAUGGGUGUACGCAUAAAGCAGACAAUCUGUGGCAGAGGAUGGGUUCUUAUCUAAGGGCUGGGUCUGAGCGUGCUGGGCCUAGAUAAACUGUGAGUUAAUUUUUGUGAAGCGGGGGCCUAGAUUGGUAUAUUUCGCGAGGUUCUGGGGAUGACCCGCGUGAGAGGACACGCUGGAGGUCGAAUCUUGAGUAUGUAUAGUAAACGUGUAGUACACAAUCACGAUGUAGAACUGAGAUAACUUUUCUGAUUCAGAUGCUUUUGG